AAGAGAUAUUUUGAUUUGAGUAACUUGUCGUGAAUGAUUGGUUGGAAUGAGAGCUGACGAAUGGCUAUAAUAAAGUCAGGUCAACCGUUGUCUUAUAUUAUAACUUCUUUUAGUUUGCCAUCUUAUCAUUGUGCUGGGUGUAAAAAUGUUCGUUUAUUUGGGAAGAAGAUUCUCCGUUCAACGGGAAACCGCGGUUGUGUAAUGCAGACAAGUACUGUUCAGUAUCCCGCUGACUCGGAAACCAAAGUCAGUGUUUCCAAUAUUGAUGAACACAGUUCAAAGGUUUUGAAGGAAUUUUCCAAAAAAGCGGUGAGAAACGAAGUUGAGGAUGAUGACCAACUUCCUCUUGUGUUUAACCUGCAAGCUAUUACCAGCUAUUGGGAACGUAGACAGGUUGAGUCAAGGAGGAGAUAUUUUGAAGUUGUCUCACGAAUAUUACCUUUUUUCAUUAAAGUGUUAUUGGAAAGUCGCUCUGGAAAGCUUCGAGAGACAGAGACCGAAAGAGCCAUAGAGUUCCGUGAAAUGUUGACCUAUCUGGGACCCACAUUUAUUAAGCUUGGACAGUCUUUAUCCAUUCGACCAGACAUGGUUGGACCAGCUGCAAUGGAAGAACUUCAAAAGUUGUGUGACGCGGUGCCUCCUUUCUCUACUGAUAUAGCAUUAGCAAUGAUUGAAGAAGAACUUGGAAAAUCUGCAGAUAAACUCUUUUCUGAAAUUUCAGAGAAACCGAUUGCAGCUGCUUCUCUAGGUCAAGUAUAUUACGCCAAGUUGAAGUCAACUGGUGAGGAGGUAGCUAUCAAAGUACAACGACCAGAUAUGUUGAAGAAAGUAACAUUGGAUUUGUAUGUCAUGCGGAAAGUAGCUGCCAUUAUGGAAAUUUUACAAGAGAAGUUGACAGCAAGUAGAGUACAAUACAGAGCAUUGCUUGACCAAUGGUCGAGAAGUAUGUAUUUGGAAUUGGAUUAUGUGAAUGAAGGCAAGAAUGCUGUGAGGUUUUCCAAGGGCUUACAGGGCAAUUCUGACGUAUAUGUCCCUCGAGUAUACUUUGAAUAUACUUCCAGGAGAGUUUUGACGAUGGAAUGGAUUCAUGGAAAGAAGCUAGCAAAGAGUGAACCUGCUGAAAUUCGGAGAUUGGUGACUGUUGGUGUCAACUGCUUUUUGAAUCAGUUACUAGGGACAGGGUUUUUUCAUGCAGACCCGCAUCCUGGAAAUCUUCUAGUCGAUAACAAAGGAAGAUUAGUUAUUUUAGACUUUGGUUUGAUGAGUGAAGUUGAAAAGUCUCAAAUGGAUCGAAUGAUAACAGCAAUUAUUCAUUUAGCAAAUCGAGACUAUAAAAAAGUCGUGGAUGAUUUCAUUUUUCUUGGAUUUCUUCCAGACAAUGUAGACAAAGGAAGGAUAGGCUCUAUGCUUGGUGUUGUUCUCGACCAAGCUUUGCAAGGAGGUGGCGCAAAGAAUAUCAACUUUCAAAAACUGUCAUCGCAAUUAUCGGAAAUUACUUUUGAACUUCCAUUCCAAAUACCUCCGUAUUUUGCGUUGAUUAUACGAGCUCUUAGCGUCUUGGAAGGCAUUGCAUUGGUUGGAAAUCCUCAUUUUAAGAUGAUUAUGGAAGCAUUUCCCUACGUUUCUAAUCGACUUUUAACAGAUGAUUCGCCUUAUUUGAAACAAGCCUUGAGAGAAAUAUUGUAUAAGAAUGGACAAUUCUCACCUAAGAGAUUGCGAGUGUUAGUCGACUCUGCGCAAGGUUUUAUAGAGAAUGGAGAAGCCUUUGUCGAUUUCGAUACACCUCCAGAAGUGGGUGCUUCGACGUCACAGGUUUUGCAAUUUUUAGUUUCCGAUGAGGGUUCUGUUAUUAGAAAUCUUUUAGCGGAUGAAAUUGCCAAUGGCUUGGAUCUUUGGUUGCGUCACUUUUUGCAGCAAUUGCGGACAUCUUUGUUGGCACCAUUCCCUGUGUCUAUUCGUUCUUAUAUCCCACUUCCAUUGACGAUGAGACUUGCAGAGCCUUUGGAAACCAAGGACUAUUAUUACAUGGAGAACAUGCAACAAGCAGUGAUGUUUCUAUUAACAGACCGUAACAAUGUUGGUAGUGAAACAGUGUCUCCGUUGAUGUUGCAAAAGAUUACAGCCUCGUUUAUGACAGAGGAAGUUGUACAUGUGUUGCCUCGAUUGAUAAAAGAGUCAGUUGGAUGGAAUCGUCGAGUGUUUCGGAAGUUGUUGGAAAUGUACUUGAAACGACUUGGUGAUGAAAUAUUUGCCAAAUAGUAAUAGCAGUAUUAGAAUUUUGUACGAUAUCGUUGUAGUAAAAUGAG
Messenger RNA from Galdieria sulphuraria, 2306 nucleotides. RefSeq names its product aarF domain-containing kinase. Gene Ontology annotation, biological process: protein phosphorylation. The transcript is spliced from 4 exons. Bases 61 to 2259 code for a protein of 732 amino acids. Gene Ontology annotation, molecular function: protein kinase activity; ATP binding. The record is from RefSeq and is a predicted model, not a curated record. NCBI's taxonomy places the organism in Eukaryota, Rhodophyta, Bangiophyceae, Galdieriales, Galdieriaceae.